AAGUCUUCGCCUGGAGCAAAUUUGCAUUCUGAUCAAGAAAUGUCUUCGAAUGUGGGAGGCGCUGGCAAACAUCCUAGUUUAUGAGCUGCCCGUCAGCUGAAUGUGAAGCAGCGCAUCGUUGCUAUAGAAGGGGCAGGCGCGCAGAGAGGAGAAAAAGAAAGAGCGGAGAAGCGGCAUGUAAACGCACUGGAAGCCAUUCAGAGACGGAGAGAGAAACAAAGGGAAGAAAACAGAUUGUUGGUGGAAAUGUGUUCCGUCUGGUGACACUUGCAGGGGCUGCUCCAGUGGAUAAGGAAGUCAGGGGAAACUUUGGUUCUGUACUGGAUUUUAUUGUUUUCUGGUCCUUCUGUCAGGCUGAGGAGCGUUUUGUGGAGCCAAGAUGAACCAAACUGCAUCGGUGGCGCAUCAGAUAGACUCUCAGCCCCUAAGAGACAGCAAGGAGUUUGUGGACGUCAGCCCCCCCCAGAGGAACUGGAAGGGCAUCGCCAUCUCUCUCCUGGUUAUAGUGGUGGUCUGCUCGCUCAUCACCUUGUCUGUAGUCGUCCUCACACCCACUGAGCCUCCAGAAAGCAGCAAGUCCAAGCUGACCGUGGCGGAUCUGUUCAAACCGGAGUUCCAGAUUCACGACCCAGAAGCCAGGUGGAUCAGUGAUUCAGAGGUGGUGUACAGAAACAGAGACGGUGAUGUCAUCAGGUUCAACUUUGCCCUGAACGAGACAGAGGUCAUCUUGAAGAACACCACGUUUGUGUCUUUCAAGGUGGCAAAAUAUUCACUCUCUCCAGAUCUGAAGUAUGCACUCUUCGCAUACGAUGUCAAACAGGUGUACAGACACUCGUACACGGCAUCGUACAUUGUGUACAACAUCAACACGAGGGAGGUAUGGGAGCUGAACCCACCUGAGGUUCAAAACUCUGUUCUCCAGCAUGCAGCCUGGGGAAGGCAGGGACGGCAGCUGAUCUACAUAUUUGAGAACAACAUCUACUAUCAGUCGGAUGUGAAGAGCAGCUCUCUGAGAAUCACCUCCUCUGGGAUGGAGGGCGCCAUCUUCAACGGGAUAGCUGACUGGCUGUAUGAAGAGGAGAUACUCCACUCACACCUGGCUCACUGGUGGUCGCCUGACGGAGAGCGGCUGGCCUUCCUGAGGAUCGACAACACCCUGGUGCCUAACAUGGCUCUGCCACAGUUCACUGGCAGCACUUACCCCCGAGGAAUCCAGUACCCCUAUCCAAUGGCCGGUCAGAGGAACCCAACUGUCAAGCUGUUUGUUGUCAACCUGUUUGGCAUUACGAACACUCAGGAGCUCCAUCCCCCAGAUCAGCUCAGACUCAGAGAGUUCUACAUUACCAUGGUGAAGUGGAUAAACCACACACGCCUUGCUGUGCGGUGGGUCAACCGUCCCCAGAACGCCUCCCUUCUGACGGUCUGUGAAGCAACAACUGGAGUCUGUCACCAGAGACAUGAAGAGUCCUCAGACACAUGGCUCACCAGGCAGAGUCAGGAGCCGCUGUUCUCAGAGGACCUGAGCAGGAUUUUCCUCAUAAUGCCUGUCAGACACGGAGGUCACAGAGACUUCCACCACGUCGCCAUGUUCUCUAAAAAGUCGAGAAGCGACCCGGUUGAAGUUCGCCACUUAACAUCUGGAAACUGGGAGGUGAUCAGAAUCGUAGCUUACGACGAAAGCAAAAACCUCAUAUACUUUCUGAGCUCUGAGAAGGCGCCACAACAGAGACAUUUAUACAGUUUGUCGACCAAUGGCUCAUUUUCAAAGGAAUGCCUCACCUGUGACAUGAAGAAAGACUGCUUGUUCUUCGACGCCGACAUCAGUCCAAACGCACAGAACGCCAUCCUGUACUGUCAAGGUCCUGGUAUUCCAGCUGUGCUGCUUCUCAGUUUCAGCAACAUGGACUCAUACUUCAUCCUGGAGAGCAACGUUCCCCUACGAUCUGCGCUGGACGCCAGAAGGACGUCUAAGACGGAUUUCCUGAAUGUCACUCAGGACAAUUUUGAGCUGCCUCUGAAGCUCAUUUAUCCUCCUGACUUCUCAGACUCCUACCUCUACGGCCUUCUCCUCGUCAUAGGCAGCGCUCCAGGAGAACAGGCGGUGACAGAGAAAUUCGGGUUGAAUUGGGACUUGGUGCUUGCCGUAUCGGAGCAGAUCAUAGUGGCUCAGCUCGAUGGCAGAGGACCUGGGUUUGGUGGUCAAAGGUUGCCUGAGCAGGUUUACCACAGACCUAAGACGGUGGAUGUCGAGGACCAGAUAGCGGCUCUGGAAUUCCUGGUGAAGCUGCCAUAUGUUGAUCGGACUCGUAUUGGAGUUUAUGGACAGGGUUAUGGGGGUUACAUCACUCUGAUGAUGCUGGAUUCAGGAAGGUUGAUAAGAUGUGCAGCUGCUCAGGCUCCCAUCAUUGACUGGACCAUGUAUGCCUCAGCCUUCUCAGAGAGAUACUUCGGCUUGCCUUCAACAGAGGACAGCAGAUACCAUGCAUCCAAAGUGCUGCCCGGCAUGAAAGGUCUUGAGGGAGGAACUCUGUUUCUGGCCCACGGCACUGCUGACGCGAACGUUCACUUCCAACACUCGGCCGAGCUCAUUAAACAUUUAAUAAAGAUCGGAGCCAACUACACUAUGCAGAUCUACCCGGACGAAGGCCAUUUCCUGUCGACACGCAGCCGGAUUCAGCUGACUCACUCUCUAAUUGGAUAUUUCAGGGGCUGCUUGCUUGACACGUCAUUGUUGCUCGAACAGCGGGACGACGAGUGAAAGGAGGACGGGGUUUAUUAACGUGUGCGGAAGACCAAAUGUGUCUGUUUUAAGCCAGUAGCGCCACGUUUGAUGGACAAAAUCAGUUUCUGUGUGAUAUAUCAGACAUAUCCAAUAUGCUCUCACAGUCCAGCAGCUGCACAUUCAGUGUUGUUAGCCAGACUGUUGUUAUCAACCCGACUGGGAAUUUUAAGGCCGAAGUUGCUCUAAUACAACAAAAACAUUGUGCCCUUCAAGAUAAUUCAUCAAUUUAGUAAGAUUUUUCUGAUUUAUUUAGCUUAAAAAUCCAAUACCAAAGUAUUUUUUACAGUAGAAUAAACAGAAAUAAGUGUCUUCAGGUCCUUUUUCAAAGGAGAGGAACCGAAAGACUAAAAUUGGAAUGAAAUGUUAAUCGACUAAUCUUCUGAAAGUACAAGAAUCAGGCCUUUUUCUCUUGAGGUCACUUCCUUAAGUUUCCUCACGGGGGCGCUGUACACAUGAUUGAAGACAACUUCAGAAGCAGAAGAAGAGUAAGAUGACCAAAACUUUGAAAAAACAAAGAAAAAACAGAAAUCUCUGUAAACUUUUGGAUUGCCUUGACACUUUUUAUUAGCAAUUUGGAUUUUUUUUUAUUUUUAAACAUAGAUGAUAUAUACAAGUUUAGGAUUGUUUUGCGUUUAUUUAUGGUCACAGAGUAGCUAUGCUGAGAUAGUAUUUGUACGGUGGAGCAUCAUUGGGUGUUGUAUUUUAGCGUCAAGUUCACUCAAAAUUUGCUGAAUUUAAAUACAUGAAACUGGCUGUAUUAUAUGAUUUUUAAAAACA
Molecule: messenger RNA, 3559 nt
Organism: Xiphophorus maculatus (southern platyfish)
Lineage: Eukaryota; Metazoa; Chordata; Actinopteri; Cyprinodontiformes; Poeciliidae
Product: inactive dipeptidyl peptidase 10
Exons: 27
Coding region: 380-2758 (792 amino acids)
Biological process (GO): proteolysis
Molecular function (GO): serine-type peptidase activity; dipeptidyl-peptidase activity
Source: RefSeq, a predicted model, not a curated record